ACACUUGACAAAUCUCAAAUCGGUUGCGAAGCUGCCUGCAUCAUCCGCCAGCCGAGCCAGGAACCGACAAGCAGAACCGGAGGAAAAAAUGGCGUUCACAUUCGCGGCCUUUUGUUAUAUGCUCGCUCUGCUGCUCACGGCGGCGCUUAUCUUCUUCGCUAUCUGGCAUAUAAUAGCAUUUGAUGAGCUGAAGACUGACUACAAGAAUCCUAUAGAUCAGUGUAACACUUUAAAUCCGCUGGUGCUCCCAGAGUAUCUCAUCCAUUUCUUCUUCUGUGUGAUGUUCUUCUGUGCAGCUGAGUGGCUCACCCUCUGUCUCAACCUACCACUGCUGGCCUAUCAUGUCUGGAGGUAUAUGAGCAGGCCUGUGAUGAGCUGUCCAGGACUCUACGACCCGACAACCAUCAUGAACGCUGACAUCCUGGCGUACUGUCAAAAAGAAGGCUGGUGCAAACUGGCUUUCUAUCUCCUGUCGUUCUUCUACUAUCUCUAUGGGAUGAUCUAUGUUUUGGUGAGCUCUUAAACCGGACGAUGAAGGAAAAGGACCUGCAUGUACAGUAGACGACCAGACACUAUAAUCUUAGUGCUGGAACACUGGACCUGCUGGAGACCACCGUUCAGCAACGCAAGAUGCCAUUUCAAGCGGACGAACUCUCGAACCCCUACACACAGCGCAGAGUGUCAUUUCGGAAACAUUUAGCCCGUUUUCAGAGAAUAUCUUGGUCGCAGCGUUCUUUUCAUAACACUAUAGUUUCAAUUUUAUGGAAAAUAAGGACAGACCUGAACGGACACGAUUUCUUUUUCUUUCCUUUUUUUUAUUUUUAAUGGUGUGGUGAUUUUUGAUGCUUGGGAUUUAAAUAAAGUUUUUUUUUUUUUUUCCAUCUUGGUUCCCAACCUUUGAGUGUUUACAAUUUAGGCGACAUCAGUUUCAGGUGUGCAUUUAUCUGUGAGAAUCUAAGAUGUGUGCUGAGUUGCAUUAGCUUUUUCUGCAAAUUAGAUUCUGGGCUUUAACAGCUAAUUUAUACCUGUCACGUGAUUCAUUACCAUCACUAAAAACAACUAGCAAAGUGCAAACCAGACUUCUGUUCUUGCCCACAGAUACAUUAAGGUUCUUAAAAUGAAUAUUUUAGGACCUGACAGUACAUUUAUGUACAGUGAGGGCUGAGGUGCAUGGGUUAUUAUCACUUAGUGAAACGUGUUGCACAGGGACAAUCAUAGUCUGGUUGUCACAACAUCAGUUUUCAAACUGUCUGAUGUAUCGUUUCCAUACUUCAGACCAAUCUAUCACAUUUAAUUCAUGUAAUCCCUGUUGAAAUAAAUGGCAAUAUUUGUUUUCUUCAGUGUGAAUUCAGAGUAGAAAGCAAACGUGUAUGUGACCUGUGUUUCUGUAGAAUCGCCUUUGCAAAGCUAUCGAUAAAUUAAAAAGGUAGACUCAACAGUACAAGAAUAAUGUCAGCAUUAGGAGGCAACAGUUACUUUGUGAUUCUCUGCUUUCUGCGUUUGAGCUUUGGUAGGAAACUGCUGAUGUGCCAUACUGUUGAAUGUACCUUUUCAAAUUCCUUGACUGUUUUUGUCAUUUGUGCAUUUUGUUCAUUUCAGCAACAAAAUAUUCCACAACCUUAGAAAACUCCUGUUUAUUUAUUCAAUGUUCUCAAUUUUACUUUUUAUGUCCCAGCGAUAUCAAACACUCCUCACACGGUCGCUCGUUUCCAGAAUCAAAAUCUGGGAAGUGAUGUUUUUGUUUUAGAGUCAAGGCCAUUAGACUUAAUUCCUCCAGAAAUACUAGAGUAUUUAUUGCCAUUUUCAAAUGUGUAAAUUUAUCAGGGAUGGUCAUCCGUCACAUGAAAUUACAUUUUUAUGUAUUAGAUCCCAUUGUGUCACAUCUAGGAAAUGACAAGUUUUUGAGUUUAUUUGAAUCUAAAUAAAACUAUCCCACUCUUAA
This is a messenger RNA of Lates calcarifer (barramundi perch), 1942 nucleotides long. RefSeq names its product cornichon family AMPA receptor auxiliary protein 1 (gene cnih1). Lineage: Eukaryota; Metazoa; Chordata; Actinopteri; Centropomidae. The record is from RefSeq and is a predicted model, not a curated record. Gene Ontology annotation, biological process: vesicle-mediated transport. The transcript is spliced from 5 exons. Bases 89 to 523 code for a protein of 144 amino acids.